Loa loa (African eye worm) is the source of this 1187-nucleotide messenger RNA. RefSeq lists its product as hypothetical. Lineage: Eukaryota; Metazoa; Nematoda; Chromadorea; Rhabditida; Onchocercidae. The transcript has 9 exons. Gene Ontology annotation, molecular function: protein binding. The coding region runs from base 1 to 1155 and encodes 384 amino acids. The record is from RefSeq and is a predicted model, not a curated record. Gene Ontology annotation, biological process: regulation of DNA-templated transcription.
AUGGCAUUUUGUCGUUCAACUUUGAUCGAACGCCUUCUGAAUAGUAACAGUGGUCAAAAUACCACCACAACUUCGGGAAUUUUACGAAGUUGGAAUGGUAUCGAUUCCUUUGAACAAGACAAUAUUAUGGAAGUUUACCGGAAACUUUCAAAUAUUGAGGAACAAAUUUGGGGCAAAGUGAUUGUGAUGGAAAGAAAUAUUCGUUCUGCGAAGGCUUACCUCCGAUCGCGUGUUGUUACAAUUGACGGAAGCAAAGCUGAAUUCGACGGUCUUCGAAUUGGUUUACAACGAUUUAAAAACUCAUAUCGUGACGACGACACAAUUAGAGCAUUUGAAGCUUUCGGAAAAGGCGUAAAAAUGAAAAUUGAUGAUGUGGGUAAUAUUUGGCUUAAAUGCAUCGAAGGAAGUGUAUUUGUUACUGGAAUAUUAGGCGAGAUUAUUGUUAGGAAUGAUCCAAUCAAGAUUUUUGAUUUGAAACUUCUCAAAGAAUUCGUUUCACGACAUAAAGACUUCGAUGAAACUGUACGAGAUCGAUACAGUCGGAUGGCAAUCACUUAUGCACACGUUGAUAAGCCAACAGAUCCUCUAUCAUCAGCUUUAUGGUUUGCUAUAAUACAUCUAACAGCGUUAGAAAUGAUCCAGAUUUUGCUUCCCGGUAAUUCAGCUUCAAACACACCAUCACCAUCGGCAAGUACUGAUCUUCACAGUAUAAAUCAUUCUGAUGGCUAUUCACAGUCCAGCAGCGCGGAUAUAAACUGCAACGGACGCACCAUUUCAUCGACCAGUUCCGGCUCCUCUUCUUAUUAUUCCGGAAUCACUUCUGCUUAUUGGAAUCGACAGUUGAGAUCACGUGGUGGUGCUUAUAAAAAAAUUAAUCGUGAACCAAACAUACAUUUGUCAUCAAGGAAUACUACAAAUCCUGAACAGGAACAACGAAAAGAAAAAGGUCGAAGUCUUCUUAACCUAAAUGACUUGGAUCGAUUACAUUACCCGGCAUGUUUCCGGAAAGAACGAGAAAAUCGUGGUGGUCCAGGACAUAAACGAUUAAAUCAUUCCACACAGCAAGUGUCAGCUUCUCCUUUAACAUCUUACUGCUCGCAAAAUAUGAGCUGGCGUUCACGAAGUGAAACAUCUCUAUACUGUGAAAGACUUUAAGGAUGAAAACAACGUUUACCUCUUCACUUUUG